Spinacia oleracea (spinach) is the source of this 3050-nucleotide messenger RNA. RefSeq lists its product as uncharacterized. Gene Ontology annotation, cellular component: nucleus. Gene Ontology annotation, biological process: regulation of telomere maintenance. Lineage: Eukaryota; Viridiplantae; Streptophyta; Magnoliopsida; Caryophyllales; Amaranthaceae. The record is from RefSeq and is a predicted model, not a curated record. Bases 138 to 2879 code for a protein of 913 amino acids. The transcript is spliced from 13 exons.
AUGAACACCUCUUUUUCAACUCAAGUUUCUUUUUUCACCCAUCCUACUAGAAACUGAAGACAUCAAUUCACAAAUCUCAGACGAACCCUAAUUAGUAGGAAUCCUAUGCUAAAAUCAUCACAAAUUUUCUAUUUCGUAUGAGAUUAUCGAUUCAAUCGAGACCUCCCUGCAAAAUCACUGUAAAUCAGAGCUCUCAAUUAAUGGAUCAUUCAUGGCGUCCUCACCCAAUUCAAGGUAAUAUCUGCCCAACUUGUUCAAUCUCUCACUUUCCGUUUUGUCCUCCUCACCCUCACCCUCACCCCUCUGCAUAUUCUGCACCUAAUUUGGAUCCCAAUUUUCGACCAAUUAAUAUGAAUCGACCCAUUUAUAAUAAUCCGGGUGACCCAUUUUAUGAUCCUGGGUAUAGUAAUCGAAACCCUAGUUUUCCUCAUGCGGGGAAUUUUGGGACUGGUAAUGGAGGUCCAUAUUCAAUGCAAAAUCAUGGUUAUGGGGAUGCUGAGUAUAUGGGGAGUGAUUAUAGUAAUGUGAAUGAUAGGAGUAACAAGAGAUUAAGGGUUGAUGGGGGCCAGGGUGAUGCCAAUUAUUCGUCAUCGAAAUUUCCGGUGGAAGAUAGAUUGAAAUUGGUUCAUGAUCAUGGAGUGCCGUAUUCGGGUUUUGGUGGGGAUAUGAGAAGGUAUGCCUUAGCAAGUUCAGGUUUUGAUAGGAAUGUUGGUGGUCGGGAUCCUGGGAUUCCGAGUGAGUUUGGAGUGAGACCACCGAGCAAUGGGGAGAUGCGUAACUCCGUGGGAGUGGGACAUGGUGUUCAUUAUCAAAAGAAUGGAUUAGAAUGUCAGACUGGUUAUGAAUCUAGGUAUAGCAUGAAAAGGAAUGCAUCGGAUAUCGUGGGAAAUACAUUUCAAAAUCAGGAUCCUACAAGUUUUCAACAAGGAGGAAUUGGGCAUGAUAAUGAUAGGCAGUUACAUGGUUAUCAGCACACAAACUAUGGAAUUCCUCAUAGUUCAAAUGAGGGAUUUUAUGGCAGCAAUGUGGAGUCAAUGCAUUCUAACAAUGCUCCUAUGCACUAUGAUCAGAGAAGCAAUGUGCCAACAUCAAACCACUAUUCCAGCAGCCAUCCGCCGUUUCCUUCUGCAAUGCAGCAACCUGGUCAAUUAAGACAUGAUCACGGUUCUCAACAGCACUUUAGUGGUCCAAGGCCGCCAAUUGAAACUAGGCCACCCCAUAUUCAAGGUUAUCAGGUUCCAGCUGGUAAUCAUAUUGUUUCCACACAGCCUCAUUAUGGAGUCCCACAUAUGGAUUACCAGGGAGGUUAUGGUAACUCUGUUUCUGAAAACAUGGGUCACUUACAUGCUUCACAAGGAUUUGAUAUGCAGCCUCCACUUCCAGCUUCUCCACCUCCCCCUCUACCUAUGGAGCCACCAGGUCAUUGGCCAGCAGACAACAACCCUUCAUCUUCACCACCCAGAGUGUCUUCCUCGCUGUUUCCUGUUCCUGCUGGCUCAUCAGUUCCAGUGCACUCUUCACAUGCCCCAAUUCCCAAAUCUCACUCACGAGCAACUUUGCCUAUGAAUUCUCAACUUGGACAUAUGUCGCGUGGUGUGUUUCAAGGGGAUCCUCAAGGCACUUCGUCAUUUAGACAAUAUCAUGGAGAUGGCCGAACAUUUCCAUCGAAGAAUAGUUUUCCAGUUAAACCAAAAGUCAUAGAUGCUGCUCACUUAAUCAAGCCACCUCAUCGAACAUCUCGUCCAGAUCAUUUUGUGAUUAUACUUCGAGGCUUACCAGGAAGUGGAAAGAGCUACUUGGCUAAGAUGUUACGUGACUUGGAGGUUGAACAUGGUGGCAAAGCUCCCAGAAUUCAUUCCAUGGAUGAUUAUUUCAUGACGGAAGUGGAGAAGGUUGAUGAGAAUGAAGCCUCAAAAUCUUCUGUAAGAUUCAAGAAACCUUCUAUGAAGAAGGUCUUAGAGUAUUGUUAUGAACCUGAAAUGGAGGAGCCUUACAGAUCAAGCAUGCUAAAAGCAUUUAAGAAGACUCUUGAGGAGGGUGCCUUCACCUUUGUAAUUGUGGAUGACCGCAAUCUGCGGGUAGCUGAUUUUGCUCAGUUUUGGGCAACUGCAAAGAGGUCGGGUUAUGAAGUAUACGUGCUGGAAGCACCAUACAAGGAUCCAGCGGGUUGCACUGCUAGGAAUAUUCAUGGCUUUUCCCAGAUUGAUGUGGAAAAGAUGGCUGCCCAAUGGGAAGAAGCUCCAUCAAUGUACUUGCAAGUGGAUGUUAAGUCUAUAUUCCAUGGAGAUGAUUUGAAGGAGAGCAAUAUAGAAGAGGUUGACAUGGACACAGAAGAUGGGGAUGUUGAUGGAGGCUUGUUUAAGUCAGAUGAGAGGGUAGCUGAGAAAACGGUUACUUCUUCAGCGGGAGACCUUGGACCUUAUGCUUCACGGAAGGAUGAGAGGAACUGGGAUGCGGAGGUUGGUCACCCAACAGAAGAAGUCAAAGAUUUAGGACGUAGUAAAUGGUCAGGCAAUUUGGAUGGUGAUGACGAUGAGAGAACUGAAGUUUUGAAGGGCAAGGCCAAUGUUCUGUCUGGAUUGGUCAAAACAUAUGGGAGAGAAGGUAAAUCUGUUUACUGGGGUGAUCAGGGUGGCCGUACUGGUUUCUCCAUUGGUGCUGUCAAGAAAGCAAACGUGGGGACUUUAGUCAUUGGCCCUGGUGCAGGUUACAACUUGAAGUCAAACCCGUUACCUAAAGAAGACGCAACCGGAAAAUCCGCAGAGACGAAGACACAUAAAGUGUUUCAAGAGAGGCUGCGAGCAGAACAAGAGUCCUUCAGAGCUGUUUUUGACAGGAGACGGCAACGUAUUGGAGGUCUUGUUGCAGAAGAGGAUUGAUGUGCCAUAUUAAAUUUUGUAGUUAAUCCCUUUGAUUAGGAUUAUGCCAAUUUCCUUGUUAUAUAUUAACAUUGUAUUUCCUGCCCCUACUCUCCGAUUCUUCGGAGGUUUUGUAUGUAAUCAUGUCCAAUUAAGAUCUUCUAAGCAAAAUCAAUAAUGAGGUUUGGCUAA